AUUCGAUGGCCAAUCACAUCUGUUUUCUUGAAACAUCUUAAAGGUUUUUCCCGCCGAAAAACUAGAAGUGUGUUUUGAUUGGUAGAGUGGCAGUUAUUGAAACAGAAAGUUGCAAAGAAAAAACGUAGUUUCAUGUAGAUAUAGCUAAACAUGGCAACAGACAUUUCUGAUUUAACAGAUGAAGAGCUAAGAGGACAGCUGAUAGACUAUGGUGUCAAUGUUGGACCAAUUGUCUCUAGUACACGACUGUUUUAUGAGAAGAAGUUGGCCAAGUUGAUAGAUUCUGGUGGUGUACCUCCACCACAACCAGAAACAGAGGAGUCAGAAGAGGAAGAAGAAGAGGAGGAAGAAGAAGAAGAAGUACAGUUUAAUUACAGAACACAGCAACAACAGAGUAUUCCCAGACCUACAGGGCGGCCACAACAUACAAGCACACCUAUCACACAGACUUACGAACCAGUUACACAGGCACGGGUAGCCACCCCUACCACAGCCACACGCAGGAAUGUGUCCGAGCGAGGAGAUGAACAAACAACAACAGGAAGUAAACCAAAGGAAUCUGGAAGAGAGAGUAGAGGCGGUGGUAUUUCCAUGUGGAUCAAGCUGCUUUUUGUUAUCUUUGUGGCGUUUCUCGUCUAUCUGGUGAUAAUCAACAUGAACCCUUCAGCAGAAAACAAAAUACCAUUGACUUUUCAGGAGAAUGUGUGAAGUGGGAGAAUUGUUAUUUAUAUAUUUAUGGAGAUGCACUUUUCAAAUUUGAUUUUAAUUGUCUUGGAAAAAGUCAUUUGGAUAAAGCAAACAGCAGUUCUUUUAAGGAUGCAAUAUACCUUGAAACCAGGGUAGAUUAAAAAAAAUAACUGUAGCAAAUCAAGCUACUUUGUGUAAUGAAUUGUUUUAGCUGCUAAAAUAGCAGAUUUGUUUGCCUCUGUCACUUUGGGUGUUCGAAGUACAUGGGCCUCUAAAGGUAUUUUAUAUUGAAAGUUAAGAAGGAAAAUAUUGAUAUUGUCCUCUUUGUCUUUUUUUGGUUUUAUUAUUUUUUAUUGUCUAGCUGGUGUUCACCUCUCAUUUUUAAGCAACUAUAGACAAUAACCAGUUUUUCAAUGGCUUCAUUGCCAUUUUCUUUAUAACCUAAAUGGAAUUUUUGGGAUAAUUUAUAUGCAACAUGGUGACGGUACACUAUCAUAAAGAAGAUCUUUCUUGUUUGACAUUGCUACCAAACAUUUUGUUUCUAAAGUAGGUAAUGUAUUUACUUUUAUUUUCGUUUAUUUGAACACAUAUCAGAGCUUCAAAUACAUACAGCACCAUUUGUUGUCUUGACUUUUAUAUUGAAAAAAAUGUGCUUGCAGUGUCAGAGCCUUUGAAUUUUAAAGAUGGAAGAUAUAUAGGUUGGACGGUUAGUUUCCAUGGUAACAUCAAGUUCACAAUAACACUAUCUUCUACUGAAAUAUGGACAACUUUAGCUUAGUUAUUAGUAUAUUUGAUAACCAAAUUAUCACUGAAAAAGGAAAAUUAGAUACAAGAGAUCAGACUGCCCAAUUUAUUUGAUAAUGGCUGUGAUAAUUAACCUUGCACCUGUCUGUCUACCAAAUGAAGUUAGUCAUCAGCAACCGAUUUCUUACAUUUCGCUUGACAUUUCAAUAUAAGUACCUAAAGCUGCAAAAUACUGAUCAUUAUUCAAAACUAGUUUCAUGAAAAAUACAUCUGCAAAUACAUGUCAUGACUGUUUCAAGUUAGCUCAAAUAAAAAAUGAAACACUCAAAAUCCUGUACUUUCAUGAUAAAAUUGUCCAGAAGAUUGAAUAUACAAACACAGAUUGUAGUAAAUGUUAUAAGUUAUAUGCUUGCAGCUGGACAUGCGCUCAUUUAAAUUUUAUGGUAUACUGCUUCCUCAAGAAAUUUACGAAGACUGAGGAAUGCAUUCUACCACUGUUCAGAUGUCAGUUUAAUGGACUUAUCAAAGUUGUAAUUUAAGGGACCAGAGUUGACUGGUUUAUGCUUUUGUGUACAUGUGUCAAAAUGUCAUUUUUAAUACCCAGUAAAUAAGUACAGCUGAUUGUAUGCUAUGGGCGUAUAAUGCCUAUAAUUAUAAAGAAACCUGAAGUUUACUUUGAUGUAUCAUAGCAUUUUAAAGGUAAUGUAACACAUUCAGAUUUGUAUAAAGUGCAUCCAUAUUCUAAAGUAUUGUAUCUCUACUUUUCUUUCUGCUGAAUCGUAGAAAAAGAAGUGAAAUAAAUUAGUGUGUUUAUGUACGUGGCUUUAUUUAGGAAAGCAUGUAUGUGGCUAUUUUUAGCUCACCUGAGCCAAAGGCUCAGGGUGAGCUAUUGUGAUCACUCACCGUCUGGCGUCCGUAAACUUUUACUUUAAACGACAUCUCCUCAUAAACCGCUAGGCCAGUUUCAUCCAAACUUCACAGGAAUGUUCCAUGGGUGAAGCUCUACAAAAAUUGUUCAAAGAAUUGAAUUCCAUGCAGAACUCUGGUUGCCAUGGCAACCGAAAGGAAAAACUUUAAAAAUCUUCUUCUCAAAAACCAGAAGCCCUAGAGCUUAGAUAUUUAUUGUGAAGCAUUGCCUAGUGGACCUCUACCAAGUUUGUUCAAAUCAUGACCCCGGGGUCAAAAUUGACCCCGCCCGAGGGGUCAUGAUUUUACAUAGGAAAAUCUUAAAAAAUCUUCUUCUCAAAAACCAGAAGCCCUAGAGCUUAGAUAUUUGACAUGUAGCAUUGCCUAGUGGACCUCUAUUAAAAUUGUUCAGAUCAUGACCCCGGGGUAAAAAUUGACCCCGCCCCAGGGGUCACUUGAUUUUACAUAGAUUUCUAUAGGAAAAUCUUCAUUUUUUUUAAAAAAAUAAACCAGAAGGCCUAGAGCUUAGAUAUUUGAUAUGUAGCAUUGCCUAGUGGACCUCUACAAUAUUUAUUCAAAUCAUGACCCCCAGGAUCAAAAUUGACCCAGCUCCAGAGGUCACUUGAUUUUACAUAGGAAAAUCUUCAAAAAAUUUCUAAAAAUAAACCAGAAGGCCUAGAGCUUAGAUAUUUGACAUGUAGCAUUGCCUAGUAGACUUCUACAAACUUUGUUCAAAUCAUGACCCCCAGGGUAAAAUUGAUCCCGCCCCAGCGGUAACUUAAUUGUACAUCGGAAAAUCUUCAAAAAAAAAUCUAAAAAUAAACCAGAAGGCCUAGAGCUUAGAUAUUUGACAUGUAGCAUUGCCUAGAGGACCUCUACAAAAUUUGUUCAAAUCAUGACCCCCGGCAUCAGAUUGGCCCCGCCCCAGGGGUUACUUGAUUGUACAUAGGAAAAUCUUCCAAAAAAUGUCUAGAAAUAAACUAGAAGGCCUAGAGCUUAGAUAUUUGGUGUGUAGCAUUGCCUAGUGGAUCUCUACCAAGUUUGUUCAAAUCAUGACCCCGGGGUCAAGCUUAAAUGCAAAUCUUCAUAGCAACCAUUUAACCAGGUGAGCGAUAUAGGGCCAUCAUGGCCCUCUUGUUGCUUACUGCUUAUUUGGUGCACUACAUUGUAUCUAGUUUUACUGUAGAAAUUUUGUAAUAGUUAAUUUUUGUAAAAUCAAAUCUGUAUCAAAUCUUCCUGUUAUUAAGCAUGCAGUAAUCUUUCACUUGUUGUAAGUUCAGACUGGAAAAUUCAUGAGGGUAACUGUAUUAUGUUGCAAUAACUCAACAGAGCCUUGUUAUAGCCUUAAACAUUUACCCUUGAGCCAGAUAUUCAGAUUUGCAUAUUCAGUCUAGUACAAUUAUUUUCUUGCAUAUAUAACUGAAAAAAAAAUAACCUUAUAAGCUCUAUUUUCUUGUGGUAGCAUAUAAAUUACUUUCACUGGUUGUAGGUGCAGAUGGGAAUAUCCGGCACGAAGGUAACUGUUUUUGGUGGUAAUUAGGCUAUGCCGAGUUACCGCUGAAACAGUUACCCCGAGAGCUGGAUAUUUCCAUCUGUACCUACCACCAGUGAUUGAAUCUUUUUCUUGCAUGUAUUAUUCAACAAAUAGAGUAAAAAUAAAUUCAAACAAAAGAAAACAAUGUAAUAGUUGCGGUUUUGUUCUAUCAUCUGUAGUGAAACGUUACGUUUUUUCCGUUAAAUGACGUCUUUUAUUUUAAUCGAGAAAUAUGUUUUAAGGAACGAAGAAAAAGGUAUUAGAUUUUAAUCCCGUUUUACGUUAAACAUAAUUAUUAUACUACACAAAUCUACUACGCAGAUGUAGUUCGUUAUAUGUCAUUUACAGCACGAGAGUUAUCUUACAACCCCGUGAUAUAAGAUGGAGUUUUCCAGCACCAGUGAAGUCACCAGAAAUCCCAGUCUGGUAUGCAAGAAUAUGACUUCUGCAUUUUUUCAUAAGCUUAUUUCAUUAUGUCAUUUACCCCACUUGUGAGAUGAGUUUUUCAGACACAGGUGAAAAACACCAACUCUUAUCCUGUAUGUUAGAAAAUAAGUCUUCAUUGGUUUGAAAUGGCUGCUUAUCCUGUAUUUAGUUAGGCAACCAAUAUUGUAAACUAAAGAUUCAGUGAUUUUUACCUGAUUUUGAAUUAAAGUGUUGACGUGGUAGCAGUCUGUUUGAACAUUCUGUAUUUUGUAUAUGUAAAUGCUUAUAUUAUUUUUUAAUGACCUACAUUGUUAUAUUAUUUACAUGAAAAAUACUAUUUCAAGCUUGGCUUUGAUAUAAUAUCUAAACAGAUGCUGUUAGGCAAGAAUUUCUUAGAGGCUAAGUAUGGUAAGAGGUCCACUAAAUUACUGUGACAUUAACUGGAAUAGCUUGCAACACUAGUUUACACUUAUUGGAUGGCUUGAUCCUAUGUGGUUCUGUGACAACUUGCAUAUGAAAAUUAACUCGAACCACUGCCUAACCGAUGCAUGAUUGUUCUACAAUAAAUUAAAUGCAAUAUAUUAUGAGACCAAUGAUGGUUAUUAAGGUCCUCAAAAUAUUUUGUCAUUAAAAGAUGUAGACAAGGGUAAUGUUGGCUUUUUUCCAUCUUGAGGCACAUGAAACAAUGUUUUUGUAAAAUAAUUCUAAGUACUGGAUACUUAGCUGCUAAUGAAACAGCAUUAAGGAGAGAUCUUUGGUUAAUGCCUGAAAGUCUGUAUUAAUAAGCUAAGUAGAGGCUGUUUUGAUCUUACAAUUUUUCAAUGGGCAAUGGAGAAUACACUAACUCAUUUUGAUCAAAGUAUUUGCUGAUCUGACCAGGCUAUCAGGCGAAAGUCCUGACUAUUGAAUUUUGUGACUUGCACUUUUUAAACAUAAAGUUUAGAGUAAGCAUUUCUUCAAAAUACAGGCUUUUUUUCAGUUAUGACAUUAUAAUGCAUGUGGUUCUGGGACGAUCUGUGUAUGAAAAGAAUUGGAACCACUGCCUUACCCUUGCAUGAUCGUAAAAGGCGACUAAUAGGGUCUUAACACUUGGUUUUGCUGUAACUUGUGAUUCCAGCAGGUGUGCAAAUUUUGAUUCCAUACCUCAUGUUUUUAUUUUGAUGUAAAUGGGAUGUGAAACCAAAAUUUGUAGUCCUGUUUGGUGUCAUAUAACCUAUACUGUGUUGGUGCGCCGUAAAACCCAAAUAAAUAAAUAGAAAACUUGAAUCAAAGCCUAACCCUAAAAUAGGAGUUAUGAAGAGCUAUGUAAGUGUUGCAUUUUUGAAGUACAUGUAGUUCAAUGUAUAUUCAGACAGAACUGGGCAUUAUUUGUGCUCAUUAAGAUAUCUUGGCUCUGUGUGCAGUGUAAUGAAUGUAGUUAGCUUUUCCGGUUUCAGAUUGUACAACACUAGCAAAUAAGAUUGUACAACACGCAAGCAAGUUUAUUGUACAGCACACAAGCAAGUUUAUUGUACAGCACGCAAGCAAGUUUAUUGUACAGCAUGCAAGCAAGUUUAUUGUACAGUACGCAAGCAAGUUUAUUGUACAGCACGCAAGCAAGUUUAUUGUACAACACGCAAGCAAGUUUGAAUAUGUGCUUCUGAAUACUCUCACUGAUACAUAAUUCUUGUAACUUGUUAGCUUUUUAUACUGCUAUUUGAAUAUUAUUAUGAAUAAUAAAUACUGUUGUCAAGUU
Messenger RNA from Mercenaria mercenaria, 6032 nucleotides. Its product is annotated as emerin homolog 1-like. The record is from RefSeq and is a predicted model, not a curated record. Lineage: Eukaryota; Metazoa; Mollusca; Bivalvia; Venerida; Veneridae. The coding region runs from base 151 to 708 and encodes 185 amino acids. The transcript is spliced from 6 exons.